AUGGAGUUUGGACCCGAUGGCGAGAUUAGCGUAAGGAUUGGGCAGCUGCCGCCCGUGAUGGCCUGGUUGGUUCGUGCACACAAGUUCUUUCGUCGGGCGCUAGAGCUGCUACAGGAAGUCGGCAAGACGCUGUCCGUGUGCAUCACGGGUCAGAUGGGCCGUUUGGAGCUCCAGUCCAAGAUCGCGCACGUCAUAAAACCCGCCUCGCAGAGCGGUAUGCAGGUGAUUGUGAUGCUCGUGCUCGAUCCUCGAGCGGACACACAUUUUGUUCAUAGAGGAGGCCUCGAUGUGGCGAUUGGGCCCUACAAGACCUUUUCGGAGUUUACGGGCCUGAUCCCGGCCCCGGCCUCCGUGAUCUACGAGCCCUUCAUUCCCAAGGACCACCCGAUUGUGCCUGGGUACCUGGAGGAGCUCCGCAAGGAACCAGGUAAUCCUCGCCUGCGUGCCUUCUCCCACAUGCGACAGUGGGAAGCUCUCACCCGAUGCGCGGAGCUGCAGAAACAUCUGGAGCCAGAUUUAACGCUGAGGCUGCGAGAGGACACGUUCGUCCUGCGCACACUACACCCAAAGGGGGACGCCGAAGGCGUGUAUGUGCCGCAGUGCCGGCCAUGUGGUGGCCACAAUGACAAGGCGGCCAUGGCUGUUGGUGCCGAUGUGGCCUACAGGUACUUGACCACCCCGCUUCGUUUGAUGAGAUCUGACUUCGACUUUAUCCGCAAGCACCACAAGGCGCAUUCCAAGGGUGCAAUGGGGCCAGAGGCUGUCCUGAUGGAAAGCCUAUUCAAGGCGAACAUCACCGCCUUUCCUCUGUCGCCGGACAACCUGCCAAUGGCACCUGCCCGGCACGCCAAGUACGAGGGUCAGUACUACUACUGCUUCUACCGCUCGGUGCAGGAAUGCAUUCCUGAGGCGAUGCUGCGGAAGCUGAAGGCCAAGAGCCCCAAGAUUGACGGCGUAGCAAAUCAAAGUGUUGCAUGCACUCCCGUCGAUGCCUGA
Molecule: messenger RNA, 996 nt
Organism: Symbiodinium natans
Lineage: Eukaryota; Dinophyceae; Suessiales; Symbiodiniaceae
Source: the annotation of a GenBank genome assembly